AUGCGUUUUGAUAAAAAUGUUGUCGAAAAAAAUCGUGGAAGAAGGAAGGGUUACAUGAGUAUGCUCUUGUCAAAAGAUGACUUUAAUGAUUCCGGAAUCGAGGCUCCAAGGUUAUUGAAAGAUAACCUUGAUUUACCUGCAGAGAAUUCCGGAAAUUCCGUGUCUAUUGGCGAAAAAGUUGUUCGAUCAAAAAGUACAAGUGUGUUUGGCCACGAGAGAAUUCCAUUUUGUUUACUAUUCAUAGCAGAAAUGCGGUUCUUUGAUGUAUUGACGAUGGGUCCCGCAAAUUAUUACCAUCGUGUCGAGGAACGUGCGGUCGCGACCAAUAACAUGUAA
This is a messenger RNA of Acaulospora morrowiae, 336 nucleotides long. The record is from the annotation of a GenBank genome assembly. Lineage: Eukaryota; Fungi; Glomeromycota; Glomeromycetes; Diversisporales; Acaulosporaceae.